Molecule: messenger RNA, 1443 nt
Organism: Nanorana parkeri
Lineage: Eukaryota; Metazoa; Chordata; Amphibia; Anura; Dicroglossidae
Product: WD repeat-containing protein 17-like
Exons: 9
Molecular function (GO): protein binding
Source: RefSeq, a predicted model, not a curated record
ACGGCAGUCUUCUAGAAGCAGCUGAAAUCUGGAAUGGACAUGGAAAUCCUUAAGUGGUUCACAAAAUAUGACACAUACGUGAAGGCGAAGAUGUCUCAAGUGAAGCAAGUAGGUCUUCUAGCUGCUGGGUGCCAGCCAUGGAACAAAGAUGUCUGUGCUGCUAGUGGGGACAGAUUUGCUUACUGUGCUACUUUAGCUAUUUAUGUAUAUCAGCUGGAUCACAGAUACAAUGAAUUUAAACUCCGUGCAAUCAUGUCAGAGCACAAAAAGACAAUCACAGCCAUCUCCUGGUGUCCACACAACCCUGACAUGUUUGCCAGUGCCAGCGCAGACAAUCUAGUGAUCAUCUGGAAUGUGGCUGAACAGAAAGUGGUGGCCAGGCUUGACAGCACCAAAGGAAUGCCAGCCUCGCUGAGUUGGUGUUGGAAUUCUGGCGAUGCUGUAGCCUUUGUAUCACACAGAGGGCCCCUUUAUAUCUGGACUAUCUCUGGACCAGACAGUGGUGUGGCUGUUCACAAAGAAGCCCACAGCUUUCUUUCGGACAUCUGUCUAUUUCGGUGGCAUCCAAGAAAAAAAGGAAAAGUUGUCUUUGGACACACAGAUGGCAGCCUUUCCAUUUUUCAACCAGGUUGUAAGAGUCAGAAGCAUGUACUGAGACCGGAAUCACUGGAGGGAACAGAUGAGGAGGAUCCAGUAACAGCACUAGAAUGGGACCCACUUUCCACUGAUUACCUUCUUGUUGCUAAUUUACACAAUGGGAUCCGACUAGUAGACUCUGAGUCCUUAUCUUGUAUUACUACAUUCAGUUUUCCAAGUGCAGCAGCAUCUGUUCAGUGCUUAGCCUGGGUCCCAACAGCCCCAGGCAUGUUCAUAACAGGAGAUUCCCAGGUUGGUGUAUUACGAGUAUGGAAUGUUUCCAAGACAACACCUAUAGAUAAUUUCAAAUUGAAGAAGACUGGUUUCCAUGCAUUACAUGUCCUCAACUCUCCUCCCAAGAAAAAAACACAAUCCCCUACAAAGAACCAUCACACGUCAUCCACUAGUGAGGCAGUCCCUCCUCCCACUCUGACACCGAACCAUGCCUUCUCACUACCUCCCGGUCAUGCCGUCUGUUGCUUCAUGGAUGGAGGAGUCGGCCUUUAUGAUAUGGGUGCUAAGAAGUGGGAUUUCUUGCGGGACUUGGGCCACAUUGAAACCAUCUUUGAUUGCAAAUUUAAACCCGACGAUCCAAAUUUAUUGGCUACUGCAUCAUUUGAUGGUACAAUAAAAGUCUGGGACAUCAACACGUUAACAGCUGUGUAUACAUCGCCAGGAAAUGAAGGUGUUAUCUACUCAUUGUCCUGGGCACCAGGAGAUUUAAAUUGCAUAGCAGGAGCAACAUCGCGGAAUGGGGGUUUCAUCUGGGACGUUAAGAAAGGGAAAAUGAUAACACGAUUCAAUGAG